Lactuca saligna is the source of this 3384-nucleotide messenger RNA. NCBI's taxonomy places the organism in Eukaryota, Viridiplantae, Streptophyta, Magnoliopsida, Asterales, Asteraceae. The record is from the annotation of a GenBank genome assembly.
UGAUCAUGAUCAUGAUCAUGAUCCAAACGAAGGUUCCAUGGUCAAGAUAGAAGAGAAUGGAAGGCGUCCAGGGGUAUAUAUCUACAGACAAGAUGUUGUAAAGAGCAAAACUGAUGGAAAGACAGGUGUAGUGACAGAAGUUGCAGGUGAUUCUGAUUCAGAUAGCAGUAGUGAUGAUGAAGACGAAGAUGAAGACAAUGAAGUGGUGGGCCCCAAAGAAGAUUUACAUGAAAACAUCACUGGAAAUAAUACUGAUAAUGAUGAUGAAGAAGAAGAAGAAGAAGAAAACACCCCACUUCCAGCAGACCAUGUUAGGGUUUUAUGGAUGGAUGAGUCAGAGUCAACCCAUAGUCAAAAUGAUGUGAUAGUCAUUGACAGAGGUUUUUUACAUGGAGAUUAUGUUGCUUCUGCUUCUGAUCCAACUGGGCAAGUGGGUGUUGUUAUUGAUGUCAAUAUAUCCGUUGACUUGUCAACCAUUGAUGGGUGUGUCAUAAAUGAUGUCUCUUCAAAGAAUCUGAAACGUGUAAGGGAUUUUCAAGUGGGCGAUUAUGUAAUUUUUGGCCCAUGGUUGGGCAGAAUCGAUGAUGUUCUUGAUAAUGUCACAGUCAUGUUUGAUGAUGGAUCAGUUUGUAAAGUUAUGAAAGCUGAUCCUUUAAGGUUAAAACCCGUUGGCAAGAAUCUUCUAGAAGAUGCACAUUACCCAUAUUACCCUGGUCAAAGAGUCAAAGCGAGUUCUUCAUCUGUUUUCAAGAAUUCAAGAUGGGUGUCUGGGUUAUGGAAAGCUUCAAGAUUGGAAGGAACUGUAACAAAUGUGACCGCUGGAUCCGUUUUUGUUUAUUGGAUCGCAUCCGCGGGUUAUGGCCCGGAUUCUUCAAUCACACCUUCUGAAGAACAAAACCCUAAAAACUUAAAGUUAUUGGCAUGUUUUUCACAUGCAAAUUGGGAACUUGGUGAUUGGUGUCUUCUUCCAUCACCAAAAGACUCUGUAAAAGGUAGAUUACAAGGUCAAGAGAAGUCCGAGAGUGAUUCCGAAGUGCAAGAAAACACCGGAAUCGGAAUCGGAAUCACCAAUUCCAAUCCUUCGACAGAAUCUAGUUCUUGUAGUGGUUCAUUGCCUGUUUCAAAAGGUUCGAGUUCUGGGACUCAUGAAUCUUGGCCUUUACAUAGGAAAAAGGUAAGAAAAGUUAUGGUGAAGAGGGAUAAAAGGUGUAAGAAAAAAGAGGAGAAUUACGAAAAAGCCCUUCAAAUUGUGAACACGAAAACACGAGUUGAUGUACUUUGGCAAGACGGGAGUACAAAACACGGAUUGGAUUCCACUUCCUUGAUUCCAAUUGAAAACCCUGGAGAUCAUGAAUUUGUUUCUGAACAAUAUGUUGUGGAAAAACCUAGUGAUGGGAAUGAUGAUGAUGAUGAUGAUGAUCAUGAUGAUGAAGUUAGUCGUGUUGGAGUUGUGAAAAGUGUGAAUGCAAAAGAAAGAACAGCAUGUGUAAGGUGGUUGAAAUCGGUUGCAAGAGCAGAAGAUUUUAAGGAAUUUGAUAAAGAGGAAGUUGUGAGUGUGUAUGAGCUUGAAGGGCAUCAAGAUUAUGAUUAUUGUUAUGGGGAUGUGGUUGUGAGGUUACCAUCUGCUGACGUGGCAGGGUUGACCGAUGGGAGUGAAGUCAAAGGAGAUUUUUCGGAUCUUUCUUGGGUUGGAAACAUUACAGGGCUUAGAAAUGGUGAUAUUGAAGUUACUUGGGCUGAUGGGAUGGUUUCAAUGGUGGGCCCACAAGCAAUAUAUGUAGUAGGUCGUGAUGAUGAUGAUGACUCAGCUGGUGGUGGAAGUGAAGUAAGUGAUGAUGCAGCAAGUUGGGAAACAAUGGAGGGUGAAGAUAAUGAUAUGGAAAAUCUUCAAAAGGCAUUAGAGGAUCUUGGGAUGCAAAAUGGGUCAGAGGAUACAGAUGAGCAAACAGCUGAAAGCAUUCAGACAAAUGGUGCGCUUUCUAUACCCUUAGCUGCCCUUGGGUUCAUGACAAGGGAAGAUAAAAAUGAUGAUGUGUCUAGUUCACGAAAAUCCAGCUCUACUGAUAAUACCCUUGAAAGAUUGGCUUCUGGUAGUGAGGAGCAUGAACAUGAACAUGCUGAUGUGGAGGAAAAGUUUUUAUUAGGUUCGCCAGCUCAGCGAUUAAAUAUUGAUGAUUCUGGUAAAUCAAGUGAGGGGGGGAAUGGAAAUUCCAGCUUUAAAGGAUUUGAUAUUGUUAAAGAUCCUCUUGAUCAUUAUUAUCUUGGUGUCAAUGGACAGAAUAUCACCGGAAGAAAAUGGCUGAAGAAAGUCCAACAAGAUUGGAAUAUCCUUCAAAACAACUUACCAAAUGGAAUUUACGUCAGAUGUUAUGAAAAUAGAAUGGAUUUAUUGAGAGCUGUAGUAGUUGGAGCAUAUGGAACACCUUAUCAAGAUGGCCUCUUCUUUUUUGACUUUCAUCUCCCCCCUGAAUACCCCGAUGUUCCUCCGUCAGCAUAUUAUCAUUCAGGAGGAUGGAGGAUAAACCCUAAUUUAUAUGAGGAAGGAAAAGUGUGUCUUAGCCUGUUAAAUACAUGGAGUGGAAAAGGAAACGAAGUUUGGGAUCCAAAAUCUUCCAGCAUUCUUCAAGUUCUGGUUUCACUACAAGGCCUUGUGCUUAAUUCCAAACCCUAUUUUAAUGAAGCUGGAUAUGAUAAACAAGUUGGGACUCCAGAAGGAGAGAAGAAUUCUUUGUCAUAUAAUGAGAAUACCUUCUUAUUGAACUGCAAAACAAUCAUGUAUCUCAUCAGAAGACCCCCAAAGGAUUUUGAAGAUCUUGUGAGGGAGCAUUUUAGAGAGCGUGGGUAUUAUAUUCUCAAGGCGUGUGAUGCGUACAUGAAAGGCUAUUUAAUUGGCUCUCUUUCUGAAGAUGCCUCUGUAUGUGAAACCAGUAUUCCGAAUGCUAAUUCUGUUGGGUUCAAGCUCAUGUUAGCAAAAAUUGUGCCAAAGCUUUUGUUAGCCCUCAAUCAAAUUGGAGCUAAUUGUCAAGAGUUCAAUCAUUUACAAGAAUUGUAAUGUCCUUUUUUUUUAACCCUAAAAAAUGGAAAAAUCGGAUAUUGUACAUUUAGGGGUUUUUUUAUGGCAAAAUUUGAAAAAUCGGAUAUCCUGAUUUCUCAAGCUAACUAACCACAGUUGGGGUGUGUUUUUGGGAUUUGAUUUGUUGGAUAAGCUAUCGAGAGGAUUUGGUGGCUAUUUUUUGUUUGUUUUAUACUUUUGUUGGUGGAAGUGCUACCAUAUUUGAUUCAAGAUGAGUAGAAAAGUUAUUUGAAAACAUGUUAUAUGCAACUUUGAAACAUUUUUGAUUUUGGUUUCUUUGAGAUAUAUUGUGUUGUGUAAUCAUGCGUUUG